Messenger RNA from Ectocarpus sp. CCAP 1310/34, 1742 nucleotides. The record is from the annotation of a GenBank genome assembly. Lineage: Eukaryota; Phaeophyceae; Ectocarpales; Ectocarpaceae.
UGGCUCAAAAAUGUCUUCCCUAGUCUGUGUAUCCUAACGAUAUCCCUUACCGCCUUUUCAAUCCACCUCGUAUGCCCCAGUACAGCUACCGUCCUUUCCGCUCUAUCCCGUGCCUCAAGCAUCUCCCUGUACGUCCCAUCUAUUUUUCCCAGCUCAGUCACGUACACUUCCCUCUCCUUCUUGUACAACAGACAUUCCGCGACNUACAUGAACACGGUCUUCGCAUUCGAAGCCGCAAUCACAUUUGAACUCGUCGUCUUCCUCGUCUACCGUCCUAUGUCUUCGUCGACGUUCUCGAAGGCCUAUGUCCCCGGUCCUGAAUUUGACCUUAAGCUUUGUUCCUGCACCCAUUCGUCCAUGUAAGUAAUCGUUGAACCCUGUUCCUUCUUUCAACAUUCCGUACACUUCUAGACCCUCCUUAUCCUUGGUUUCUUUCUUAAGAUUCUGUUCUUCUCUCUCGGCACAAGCAAGAGAUAUCUUCUCCUAGAACUCCUUUAGACCCUCCGUUUCCAGCGUUUCAUCUUCGUCGAUGUCGAGCCCCUUCCAUACGUUCUCUACAACAUUGGCCCAUUCCGUGGGUUGUCUACCGCUCGUUUUGUUUGCCCACUUCGCCUCCCAUACAAUCCUCGGCAACCUUUCCUCUCCCAUCCCGCACAUGCGAUACUGCCAUGUCAGCUUCCGCGCGUCUCUUCCCGACCGUAGGGAUUGGAUCCCCAAUUCUGCCCUCACGGCUGCAUUACUUGUACGCUUGGAGCAUCCUGGGAUGAUUUUCGCUGCUUUCAUCUGCGCCGCGUCGAGUUCUUUCACCACCUUAUUAUUUCCUUCCCAUACUUCUCCGGCGUACUCUAGCUGCGGUACGAUUACGCUCUUCAAAACCGUCAAUUUGAUGCGUGUAUCGAGGUGCCGGUUUGCGAGUAUUGGGUGCAGCUUCCCUGCUCGUGCUUUGCCCUUUUCCGCUACCUUGGACAUGUGUGCAUUCCACGAGCAGUCUUUUGCGAUCUCUACUCCGAGGUAUGUGUACUGGUCGUGUACUGGUCCACCACUGCAGUCUCCUCGAUCCCCCAUUUCUACUGGUUCCUCCUUGUUCUCGUUGCAUACCAUGACCGCAUUCUUCUUAACGUAGGCAGACAAUCUCCACUUAUCAGAAAACUUCUUCGCCGCGUCAAUUUGUAGUUGCAGUCCCUCAGGGGUGUCCGACAUACCGACAAAAUCAUCCGCAAACAGCAUUCCUGAAACCGACGUUUCCGUGUCCCCUACUUUUACUCCCUUCCGGACUGCCUCUACGACUUCCAACAGAUCAUCGUUGAUGAACACCUGCAACGGUGUUGGGGACAACGUGCAACCUUGUGGGACCCCCUGCUCAAUGUCGACGAAUUUAGACAGUUCUCCGUCCAGCAUGACUGCGCUUUUCGUACACUCUGUCAUCUUCUUCAGCACUCGCCACAUUUCCCCCUUGAUCCCGUCCUUGGACAGUUGUUUCCACAGCCCAUUUCUCCAUACAGUAUCGUAUGCCUUUUUCACGUCCAGGAAGAAGCAGCACGUCGACUUUCCCGCCCUCUUUCUACCUUGGAUGAUUCUCCCUACCUUGAAUGCGUGGUCUACGCACCCCCUCUUCUUUCGGAAACCUGCCUGGCCCUCACUAACGCUAUGUUCCUUCUCCAAUACUCCCACUAUCCUAUCGUUCAGCAGCUUACAGAGCACUUUUCCUACUGUGUUCAACAGUGUGAUCCCCCCGUAGGUUC